Punica granatum (pomegranate) is the source of this 2594-nucleotide messenger RNA. The record is from RefSeq and is a predicted model, not a curated record. Lineage: Eukaryota; Viridiplantae; Streptophyta; Magnoliopsida; Myrtales; Lythraceae.
UCUUUAGCCCCUCUCUAGAUGAUCACUUUAGUCACAUAUAUAUUCAAUUCAAUUCCCAUACUUCUUCCCUGUAUGGCCAAUGGGAUAUAAAUACACACACAUCACCAUCUUCCCUCUCCCUCUCUCUCUCGUAAAUGCUGAUUAAACCCUUUAGUUUCGCUCAUCUCCUCCGCUUAACCCUCCACUGAAUCAUCAAACCUUUCAUCAAAUUCCAUAAAAAAAUUUAGAGAGAGAAAUUACCCCCAGAAAAAAGAAACCUCAUUCAUCCUCUUCUCAAUAGGUGUCGAGUGUGGAUAAGGAUCUCCCUCUCUCACUUCUCUUGAUCAUCUCCAAAAUUCAAGGUGGUGGAAUAUAUAAAAAUUCCUCCUUCGAGGAAUUAGAGAGAGAUAGAAUCUCUCUUCUAUAUCUGAGGCUAUUGAAUCUCCUUCAACUACCAUACCAUCAAAGAACAGCACGUUUUUCAGUCUCCCAUGGGCUGCUCCCUCAUCGUUUUUGGCUCCUCUCUUCCUAACAAACUCGUCCAGUUCUGGGCCUAAACUUUGGAGGGCCACGUCCUUGGAUCAUUGUUUCGAUCGAGAGAUAGAGAGGCGUAAAAAAAAAAGGAAUAUUCCGGGACAGAGGUCAAGUGGGGCAUACCAUAAGGAGGUAAGUGUUCAGGGUGCGCGGUACCACAGCUUUCAGGCAAUUGCUGUUUGAUGGACCAGCGGAGGGAGAUAGAAGGGAAGCAGUUGCACGACCCCCAUUUCAUCAACAAGAUGGGCGACCCUACCCCGUGGCGGAACCUCGUCCAUGUCCCCGGGCCAGUCAUAGUUGGGGCAGGGCCAUCGGGCCUCGCCGCCGCCGCCUGCCUCAGGGAGAGGGGUAUCUCGAGCGUGGUCCUAGAGAGAUCGAACUGCAUAGCGUCGCUCUGGCAGCUCAAGACGUACGACCGGCUCCGGCUCCACCUCCCCAAGCAGUUCUGCGAGCUGCCGCUCAUGGGGUUCCCGCCGACCUACCCGACCUACCCGACCAAGCAGCAGUUCAUCGCGUACCUGGAGUCAUAUGCGCGCAACUUCGACAUCCAGCCUCGGUUCAACGAAACAGUCUCCAGAGCAGAGUAUGACCAGAUGCUUGGGCUAUGGUUCGUGACAAGCGUGGGGCUGAAGGGGGCAGUCACCCGGUAUGUGAGCAGGUGGCUGGUGGUUGCCACUGGGGAGAAUGCCGAGGCGGUCGUGCCGGAGAUCGACGGGAUGGAGGAGUUCGGCAGGCCGAUAAGGCACACGAGCCUAUACAAGAGCGGGGAGGAGUUCAGAGGGAAGAAAGUUUUGGUAGUUGGGUGUGGCAAUUCAGGGAUGGAAGUCUGUUUGGAUCUUUGCAACCAUAAUGCUACGCCUUCCUUGGUCGUCAGAGAUACAGUUCACGUCCUACCACGAGAGAUGCUGGGGAGAUCGACUUUCGGGCUGUCCAUGUGGUUGCUCAAGUGGUUCCCCAUGAGACUUGUCGACCGGUUCCUGCUACUCGUGUCCUGGAUCAUGCUAGGGGACACAACUCGAUUCGGUCUCGACCGGCCCACCUUGGGCCCGCUCGAGCUGAAGAACUUGUACGGGAAGACGCCCGUGUUGGACGUGGGAACACUAGCUAAGAUUAAAAGUGGAGACAUUAAGAUAAGCCAGAGUAUUAAGCAGCUGAAACACCAUACCGUCGAGUUCGUCAAUGGAAAAGUUGAGCACUUUGAUGCCAUAAUCUUGGCGACGGGUUACAAGAGCAAUGUGCCCUCUUGGCUAAAGGAAGGGAAGAUGUUCUCCGAGAAAGAUGGGUUUCCCCGACGGCCGUUCCCCAACGGGUGGAAAGGGGACUGUGGAUUGUACGCCGUGGGGUUCACGAAACGCGGGCUCCUCGGUGCGUCAAUGGAUGCUAGGAGAAUAGCAGAAGACAUCGAGCGGUGUAUACAAGACGAGGCAAAGCAAAGUAUUUUACCGCAACCAUGAUUCUUUCAAGAGCAAUAUUGGACAAUUUUGUUGGCGAAGAAAAACUUGAAACAUUUGAUUGAUUGGAGGGGGAGCAGCUUAUGAUCGUUUUGAUCGGAUGCAAUGGGCUCAAAGAUGAUGGCCCCAAGUUAAAGAGCAUGCUCCUCCAACUGAGGAAAGGCAAAGGGGAAAGAAAGAGUAAAGGAAGGAAGGAAAAAGAAGCAAAGGGGUGGGGGUGGAGAGAGAGCUCCAUUAAUGGAGCUUUGUGCCUUUUGAUUCAUCAUAAAUGGUGGCACCAAAUCAUAGAGAAUUGCGGGAAGGAAGGAAGGGAGGAAAUUGACGGUGAUGAGAAAUGAAAUUAAAUGGGGGGAAGAAUUGAAGUGGAAUUGAAGUGGGGCGGUUUAUAUUUUUUUUUUGGGUGCUACUUGUUCUUUUUUUGUGAGGGGACCUCAUCAUAUCUUGUACAUCUUGUACAUUACCAUUUUUCUCUAAUUAGGUAUGACUUUUUUCUAGAAGAGAUCAAAGAGAAAGGGAGGAGGAGGUUGAGGAAGAGAUUUGAAAGUGGAAAGGUGUUUAAUGGGGUGUGGUGUUUGGCAUGAGAUUUGUUUUGAGAAUUGAUAUAUAUGAUUUUGUUGGGGCUUUUUUUGA